This is a messenger RNA of Coregonus sp. 'balchen', 5849 nucleotides long. NCBI's taxonomy places the organism in Eukaryota, Metazoa, Chordata, Actinopteri, Salmoniformes, Salmonidae. The record is from the annotation of a GenBank genome assembly.
AUGCCAGGCGUGACGACUGACGAGACACCUUGGCCCGGCCUGCGCGGGAUGGUAAGGGAUGAAUAGCGGGAAACAUGACCUCACUUCUGUUUUUUUAGAGUUCCCAAUCCCAAACUCGUAGGCUAUAUAAGAGAUGAUGGAUCUCAGCCUCACUCAGAACAGAAUUGACACUGACCACUUUGGGAGUUGAGACACUGGAAUACUUCUCAUCACACAGACAGACUAGACAUGGGACUGCAUAGCGUUGAAGAGCUGGUAGGUUGUUUUUCGCAUGUGUGAUCGGGAUUCACUCUGCAUCAAUUAGGCACAUGGCCUAAUCCAUUAUUUCCUCUGGGUUUGGGCUAUCUAGAUGUUGUUGCUGACAGUAUUAUUCUCUGAUAGGUAGACAGGGCCAGCUCCAGGCAUAAGCGACAUAAGCCUUGCUUAGGGCCUCAGUCGGGCUCUCAAUUUACUGAUGAGAGUUAGAAUAGUAGAAUAUACAAGGUGCAAAUUCGAAAUUUGGUUGUGCAUCAGCAAUUUCUAUCUUGUUAUGCCAGUCACUGACAGUCACUCAAUUAGCCAUGUCAGCUAACAAUUUUUAGAUUGGUAAAUUAGUCUAGCCAGCUAUCUAAACUUGUAGUAAUCAUGGCUGAAUAGCAAUCGGGCACACAGGGCACAUACCCAGAGGCCCUGACCUCCAGGGGGCCCCCACAUAUAUUUUUUAGUCACUCUCACUAUGAUAUCAUUAACAUGGUAGAAAUCAUGGCAAAAUGUGUAGAAUUGCAGGAAAUUAGCAGUAAAAUUGCAAAGAAAUGAUAUCUGCCCCAUGGCAAAAUGAGUAGAAUCACAUGCUAUUUCUUAUAAACACUGGCUUUAAAACUGCAACAUUUUCUCUACACCCUAUGGCAAAAUGUGUAGAAUUGCAGGAAAUGUAAUUUAAAACUAAAAGGUUUCUCUCUGCUGUCAAUGUUUUGCCCGCAAGGUGGGGCGGCAGACUUGAUUUUCCCUCAUGAAAAAUGUAUCAACCCCUACAAAAAUGUCCAUUAAUUAUAAUCCACAUAAUAAUUCACAUUUUCUGUUGCUGCAGGAUUAUUUUUCUGCUGUAGCAAACUGGCUCAAAUUAAGAUCCAACAUCUAUCUGUACAUACAAUGAACAAAAAAUUAUGGUUUUCAUUUGGUCCAAAAUAAUCCAGGCUCUGUCGUAGCUGGCCGCGACCGGGAGACCCAUGGGGCGGCGCACAAUUGGCCCAGCGUCGUCCAGGGUAGGGGAGGGAAUGGCCGGCAGGGAUGUAGCUCAGUUGGUAGAGCAUGGCGUUUGCGGGUUCGAUUCCCACGGGGGGCCAGUAUGAAAAAUAAAAAUGUAUGCACUCACUAACUGUAAGUCGCUCUGGAUAAGAGCGUCUGCUAAAUGACAAAAAUGUAAAUGUAAAUGUAAUAAUCCAGCAGUUGGUAGCCUGCCCAGUCAUCAAAUAGGGUUCGCUUUGAUUAGUCUGUAAAUGAGUUGGACAUUAGACAGCACACACUUCUCUAUUAGCAACCCAAUACUUCCUUCUUUGGUCCUUGAUUAAGACAGAAACAUCUCACAAAGGGAAAGCUUUGGUGUGAAUGGCUACCUGUCCUCCAUUCUGCUUGUUCCUCUCUUGGAAUAGAAAGUACUGCUUAGGUGGAUGGUCAUCUCAUCUCCAAUCUGUUUUCUCUCCCAGGUCACUGGUAAGAGGUGUGAGGGAAAGGAGGCAGGCGAGCACCUAUCAGGGGCGUGUUCAGAGAGUGUGUACGAGGUAGCCGUCAACCAGGAGAAACAGGAUGGCCGGAGGUCACACAAAGACCUCAUCCCAGAGGAGAAUGACAACAGCACUCAGGAGGAGAUCACAGUUGUCAAUCUCAAUGUGAGUUUUUAGCACCUCAUAUGCUUAGUAUUCAAUUAGAAACACUGAACAUUCUACUUGCCUUCCAAAAUGUGGCCCAACCGUCUGUAUACCUUAUUCAUUUUCAGACCGACAAAUCAGGCCGGCUGAAGCUAGAGACUGUGGACGACCUUUUCAACAUCCUGAAACUGAGGAAGAGGAGGAGGGAGAGGAAGGUGCAGAACAAGAAAGAACCUGAGCCAGAGAUCAUUGUACGUCCCACCACUAUUCACUCUACACAAUCUCGUUCUCCUUCUUUUUAAACAAAAUAUUCCUCACCAUAUAAUCAAGAAGACAGAAUUCAAUACAGAAAGGCCAACAACAGAUUAAAACAAGUCAAACGGCGCCAAGCUAAUGCAAUAUGUCUCUUUUCGUUGUCACACAGCCCGACACAGUCGAUGAAGACACAUUCCUGAAAGCAGCUAUGGAAAAUAAACUGCCUGUAAUUGAGAAAUACCUGUCAGAUGGAGGUGACCCCAACGUCGGUGAUCAUGUGAGUAUCGCAUUAUGUUUCUCUUAUCAUGACACAUGGACAGUCAUCUAAGUCAGUCUUUUGACAUGCCAGAAGCUACAUUGAUUGAGAUACUAAAUCUUGAGUAACAGGAAGCCGAGGGCCAAUAUAGCCCUAGUCUCACGAUACCAUAGGACAAGUAACAGGCAGCCGAGGGCCAAUAUAGCCCUAGUCUCACGAUGCCAUUGGACAAUUAACAGGAAGCCGAGGGCCAAUAUAGCCCUAGUCUCACGAUACCAUAGGACACGUAACAGGCAGCCGAGGGCCAAUAUAGCCCUAGUCUCACGAUGCCAUAGGACAAGUAACAGGCAGCCGAGGGCCAAUAUAGCCCUAGUCUCACGAUGCCAUAGGACAAGUAACAGGAAGCCGAGGGCCAGUAUAGCCCUAGUCUCACGAUGCCAUAGGACAAGUAACAGGAAGCCGAGGGCCAAUAUAGCCCUAGUCUCACGAUGCCAUUUGACAAGUAACAGGAAGCCGAGGGCCAAUAUAGCCCUAGUCUCACGAUGCCAUUGGACAAUUAACAGGAAGCCGAGGGCCAAUAUAGCCCUAGUCUCACGAUACCAUAGGACACGUAACAGGCACCCGAGGGCCAAUAUAGCUCUAGUCUCACGAUGCCAUAGGACAAGUAACAGGCAGCCGAGGGCCAGUAUAGCCCUAGUCUCACGAUGCCAUAGGACAAUUAACAGGAAGCCGAGGGCCAAUAUAGCCCUAGUCUCACGAUACCAUAGGACACGUAACAGGCAGCCGAGGGCCAAUAUAGCCCUAGUCUCACGAUGCCAUAGGACAAGUAACAGGAAGCCGAGGGCCAAUAUAGCCCUAGUCUCACGAUGCCAUAGGACAAGUAACAGGCAGCCGAGGGCCAAUAUAGCCCUAGUCUCACGAUGCCAUAGGACAAGUAACAGGAAGCCGAGGGCCAAUAUAGCCCUAGUCUCACGAUGCCAUAGGACAAGUAACAGGAAGCCGAGGGCCAAUAUAGCCCUAGUCUCACGAUGCCAUUGGACAAGUAACAGGAAGCCGAGGGCCAGUAUAGCCCUAGUCUCACAAUGCCAUUUGACAAGUAACAGGAAGCCGAGGGCCAAUAUAGCCCUAGUCUCACGAUGCCAUAGGACAAGUAACAGGAAGGAGAGGGCCAAUAUAGCCCUAGUCUCACGAUGCCAUUUGACAAGUAACAGGAAGCCGAGGGCCAAUAUAGCCCUAGUCUCACGAUGCCAUUGGACAAGUAACAGGAAGCCGAGGGCCAAUAUAGCCCUAGUCUCACGAUGCCAUAGGACAAGUAACAGGAAGCCAAACAAAUCUCACUAAACUCUGUCUACCCUCCCUCUCUUUUACAGUUCCUAAGGACAGCGCUACACAAAGCCUCAUCCAAGGGCCAUGUGGAUAUUGUGAAGAGACUGCUGGAGGCUGGGGCUUCCAUUGAGAAGAAAGAUAGAGUAAGUUCUCUCCUUCUUUCUCUUUGUCACAAACUCAGACACUCACGCAGUCACGCAAGCGUGCAUGCACUCUUACUCACUCAUUCACUCACUCACUCAUCAGAGCUCUAAUUAUAUACAGUAUAUGGGAAAUGGUUCAGAAUGGAUGGGAACUGUCAUCAUCCUAACUCUGUUUGUUUUGCCCACUCCCUCCAGUUGGACGCUACAUCAGUACACUGGGCCUGCAGGGGAGGCAGCCUGACUACUCUGGAGCUGCUACUCAAUGAAGGAGGGAAGUUCAACUCCAGAGACAAGGUACAGCACUGAGACAGAGAGCCAUUAAACCCAAUUUGUGAUGCCCAACAUUAGAAACAUAUGGGGUUUUACUUGUCCCCCCUCUCUGUUUUCUCUCAGCUACGCAGCACUCCUCUCCAUGUGGCAGUGAGGACGGGACACAAUGAAUGUGCUGAGCACCUCAUCCACUGUGGAGCAGACGUCAAUGCUAAAGACCGAGUAAGACAUACAAACCCUAAUAUGACAAAUGCAAGCAUGGAACAAAUCACAGAGAGGCUUCGCAAACGCACCAUUUGUACUCCAUGCACUAUUGUAUAGUACGGUUGUGUAUUGCAUUGUUAAUAACUACUUUGUUUCUGUCCAGGAUGGAGACACACCCAUGCACGAUGCUGUGAGGAUAAACCGAUUCAAAAUGAUCAGGCUGCUGCUGAUGUAUGGAGCCAGUCUUAAAACUAAGAACAGCGUAAGUACUCCAUAAUCAUCCAACAUGUCUGUCCGCAUACAAUUUUGGCUCAUCUUUUCAUAUUAAUUCAGUAUAUUCCAGUUAGGUUGCUAUGAUUGUUACUGGCUAUUGUGUGAGCAUAGCGCCAUUUACAGUGCAUUUGAAUAUUGAUGUUUGAUACAGUAAGGUGAUCUAUUUUACAAAUGCUUAGUUAAUUUGAAUGUUUGUGUUUUUUUCCCAUGCAGGAAGGCAAGUCCCCUAGUGAGAAUCUUCUGGCAUGGCAGAGUGGUGCUAAAAACCUCCUGUGCAAUGUCAACAAUGAAAACUCUGUCAAAUAGAACAAUGACUCCUCAAGGUCUUGUGGAGAUCUAUGGCUAUUGAAAAUGUGAAAUCCAUCCAUUCAUUCAGAUUGUCAUUGAUAUCUGAUACUGAUAGAAUUAUUGAAUGCCAAUAUUGCUGGCCAAUGUUAGGGCUGUAGCUUCCAUGCAUUUUGAUGUUGUGUUGAAGUUGGCUAUUGAGAUUCUGGGGAGAUUUAUGUGAUCGUUGGUUAAUGAGCAAGACAAAUGCAAUGGCAUGAUACUGUGGGAUUUUACAAGGUGAUAUGUUACUGGAAAACUUACAGUACAACUGUAUGCUCAAAAGAGUUGCAGUACUACUGUAACUCAAAAGAGUUUUAACCAAAACUAGUUUUCUGGUUACAUUCACCUCUUUCAGUCUAAACACACAGACAGAAGUGAUAGUAGUGAGCCGGAAUGGAAAGUUGUUGUUGGUUAAGAGAAUGUUUUAAACAGGAAAUCAUUUGAGUGAUAUUUUUGAUGUUUGUUUUUAGAAGAGACUAGAAUGCAAAGUGUCAAGAGACCUCACUGAGUUUAGUAUUUAUUGUAAAGUUAAUCUGUACAUUAUGCUUGUUAGUUAUUGUUUGUUUAAGUCAAUAAACCAAUCUGAUAUUUAAAAAUACUUUUUUUGUGAUCCAUUGUAAAUGUUUUGGUUAGAUGAGUCUCUGUGAACAAACAGUGUAGCCUAUAGCUUCAAAAUAUUAAACUGGGUGGUUCUUGCAUUCAAAAUUCCUCUGAAUUUAAGAUUGGAUCGGUUUACCUUGGCUUUCUCCAGCCCCAUCCCUCAGCUUUAUAGCAAAUCAACUGAAGGGGCUGCUGUUUGGCUGACAAAUUCAGGAUUGUGACUUUAAAACCAGAAAAAGAAAUAUCUGUGUUGAGGCAGAGAUCAAAGUAAAUCAUAGGAAUGUGGGCAUAUGGAUAAUAUCCAAGGCAGAGUACAAGAGGAACCAGGAGAUGAGAAAGUUUGCAGACGAC